Aplosporella prunicola CBS 121167 is the source of this 710-nucleotide messenger RNA. RefSeq lists its product as uncharacterized. NCBI's taxonomy places the organism in Eukaryota, Fungi, Ascomycota, Dothideomycetes, Botryosphaeriales, Aplosporellaceae. The record is from RefSeq and is a predicted model, not a curated record. The transcript is spliced from 2 exons. The annotation marks the transcript as partial.
CUAAGACAGGCUCUCAACAAGGCCUUCCAGUUUAAGUUCCCGAAGCUAAAGACUAUAAUCGCUGCCGCAAUAAUCUCUCCGCGGGGAAAUCUCGUCCUUACAGCAUUUAACGGCCUCUCUGCGAAAUUCCUAGUAGAUAAUAAAGUAGUUAUUAACUCGGUUCUUCCUACUACAUCGGCCUUCAAGAUAGCCGUACACGGAGUCCCAACCGCUAACAUCCUAAACGAAUCUCGAGAAUCUUUCGCAGAGCUCGUUCGGGACGAAGUAAAGACCUUUAAUAAAGGUCUUAAUCCCGUCGGUAACCCGUACUAGCUAACCUCCGAAGAAAAACGGUAGAUAGCUAAGGCCGGCUCUAUAACCCUCGCCUUCGAAUCAGAACGGGAAGCCUUAAAAGCUAUAUUAGGACGUCUCUACCUCUUCGGAGUUAGCUGCGCUGCGGAAAAGCUAAGAGGCCCCCGGAAGGCCUCUCCCCCUCGAAAAUAGACGUCCUUCUAUAUAGGAUCUAUUAGAGUCUUACAGGCAAAUAUAAACCGAAAUAAGGAGACUACUAAAGCUCUCCUUAAUUACGCUUUAGAGAUUAACGUCAACCUAAUUCUUAUACAAGAACCGUAGGUUUUAAUCUCCUCUAAUCCCUCUGACACUCGAUCUAUAAACCAUACCUUAUUUAUCUAAACUCUCCCGGAAACUCCUACUAGAUUAAGGCCACGCGU